Pseudopodoces humilis (Tibetan ground-tit) is the source of this 5448-nucleotide messenger RNA. RefSeq names its product ADAM metallopeptidase with thrombospondin type 1 motif 7 (gene ADAMTS7). Gene Ontology annotation, biological process: proteolysis; extracellular matrix organization. Gene Ontology annotation, molecular function: metalloendopeptidase activity. NCBI's taxonomy places the organism in Eukaryota, Metazoa, Chordata, Aves, Passeriformes, Paridae. Gene Ontology annotation, cellular component: extracellular matrix. The record is from RefSeq and is a predicted model, not a curated record.
AUGGCGGCCCCGGCCGCGCUGCGCCCGCUCCUGCCCCUCGUCCCCGUGGCCGCCGCGCUGGCGCUGGCUGCGGGCGGGGGCAUCGCGGGGACAGAGCCGCCCCCGCCGCGCUCCGCCAGCGACAUCGUCCAUCCCAUCAAGGUCGACGAGAGCGGAUCCUUCCUGUCCUACGACUUGUCCCACCGGGCCCUCCACCGGCGGUCUCCGGCCUCCAGGAGCAAGCUUCCCGCCUUCUAUGAGCUGCAGUACCGAGGGCAACCCCUGAAAUUCAACCUGAGCCUCAACAGGCACCUCCUGGCUCCGGGGUUUGUCAGCGAGAGGCGCUUCGGGGGCAUCGCCGGUGCCAAGAUCCAGCCUCACUCCUACAACUCCUGCCACAUGAUCGGGGAGGUGCGGGGCCGGGCGCUGCAGCGGGGGCUGGCUGCCCUCAGCACCUGCGAUGGGCUGAAAGGUGUGUUCCAGCUGAUGAACGAGGACUAUUUCAUCGAGCCCGUGUCCAGCAGCCCUCGGGAGGAGGGGGCAGCACAGCCCCACAGGAUCUACAAGCGCCAGGUGCCCAAGGACAGGGCGGAGCAGGGCAGGAGAGCCCCGGCCCCGCGGGAAUCCUGCGGCGUGCGAGAGUCUCGGGAAGGCCUGGAGCGGUCUGAGCGGCGCAGGGAGAGGUGGGAGCAGAGGCAGCAGAGGAGGAGAAGGAUCAAGCGGCGCUCCAUCAGCAGGGAGAAGUGGGUGGAGACGCUGGUGGUGGCAGACACCAAGAUGGUGGAGUUCCACGGCAGUGCCAACGUCGAGAAGUAUGUGCUGACCGUCAUGAACAUGGUGGCCGGGCUGUUCCACCACGCCAGCAUCGGGAACCCCAUCAACAUCGCCAUAGUGCGGCUCAUCCUGCUGGAGCACGAGGAGGAGGACCUGAAGAUCUCCCACCACGCAGACAACACCUUGAAAAGCUUCUGCAAGUGGCAGAAGAGCAUCAACGUGAAGGGAGACUCCCACCCCCUGCACCACGACGUCGCCGUCCUGCUCACCAGGAAGGACAUCUGUGCAGCCAUGAACAGGCCCUGUGAGACCUUGGGGCUGUCCCACGUGGCCGGGAUGUGCCAACCCCACCGGAGCUGCAACAUCAACGAGGACACGGGGCUGCCCCUCGCCUUCACCGUGGCCCACGAGCUCGGACACAGUUUUGGGAUUCAGCAUGAUGGAAGCAGCAAUGACUGUGAGCCAGUUGGGAAAAGACCUUUCAUCAUGUCUCCACAGCUCCUGUAUGACACGUCCCCUCUCACCUGGUCCCGCUGCAGCCGCGAGUACAUCACACGCUUCCUCGACCGGGGCUGGGGGCUGUGCCUGGAUGACCCCCCGGCCCAGGAGGUGCUGGACUUUCCCCUGGUGCCCCCGGGUGUCCUGUACGACGUGGGCCACCAGUGCCGGCUGCAGUACGGCCCCUACUCCACCUUCUGCGACGACAUGGACAGUGUCUGCCACACGCUGUGGUGCUCCGUGGGGAACACGUGUCACUCCAAGCUGGACGCGGCUGUGGACGGCACGGCGUGUGGGGAGAGCAAGUGGUGCUUCAACGGCGAGUGCGUUCCCGUGGGAUUCCGGCCCGAGCCCAUCGACGGCGGCUGGAGCUCCUGGAGCUCCUGGGCCUCGUGCUCCCGCAGCUGUGGUGCAGGAGUGCAGAGCGCUGAGAGGCACUGCAGCCACCCCACGCCCAAGUACGGGGGCCGGUACUGCCUGGGGGAGCGGAAGCGGUUCCGGAUCUGCAACGCGCGGCGCUGUCCCCCGGACAAGCCCUCCUUCCGCCAGCUCCAGUGCAGCCAGUUCAACCCCAUGCUCUACAAGGGGAAGCUCUACAAGUGGACACCAGUGCCCAACAGCAUGAACCCCUGCGAGCUGCACUGCCGGCCCGAGCACGAGUACUUCGCGGAGAAGCUGCGGGACGCGGUGGUGGACGGGACGCCCUGCUACGACAGCGACGCCAGCCGCGACAUCUGCAUCAACGGCAUCUGCAAGAACGUGGGCUGUGACUACGAGAUCGACUCGCAGGCGGUGGAGGAUCGCUGCGGGGUCUGCCACGGGGACGGCUCCACCUGCCACACCGUGCACAAGACCUUCGAGGACAGCGAGGGGCUGGGUUAUGUCGACAUUGGGAUCAUCCCCGUGGGAGCGCGGGAGAUCCGGAUUGAAGAGGUGGCAGAAGCCGGGAAUUUCCUGGCGCUGCGGAGCGAGGACCCGGAGAGAUAUUUCCUGAAUGGUGGCUGGACCAUCCAGUGGAACGGGGACUACAGGGUGGCAGGGACCACCUUCACCUACAGGAGGACGGGGAACUGGGAGAACCUCACCUCUCCAGGGCCAACCGUGGAGCCCGUGUGGAUCCAGCUGCUGUUCCAGGAGACCAACCCCGGGGUGAGGUACCAGUACACGAUCCAGCGCCCGGCCGACAGCGAGAACGAGAUCGAGCAGCCCGAGUUCCUCUGGCGCUUUGGCUCCUGGAGCAGCUGCACGGCCACCUGCGGGACAGGGGUGCAGCGGCAGGCCGUGCACUGCGUGGAGAGGCUGGCAGGCCUGGUGGAGGAGCGGUUCUGCGACGCGCUCACCCGCCCUGACGACCAGCAGCGCACCUGCAGCGAGGAGCCCUGCCCGGCCAGGUGGUGGGUGGGUGAGUGGCAGGCGUGCUCAGCCACGUGUGGCCGCCCGGGGCUGAUGAAGAGGACGGUGCUGUGCAUCCAGAGCGUGGGGCUGGACGAGCAGAGGGCCCUGCAGCCAGAGCACUGCCAGCACCUGGCCAGGCCGGACGCCACCGCGCCCUGUCACCCACAGCUGCCCUGUCCCUCCCCGUGGGCUGUGGGCAACUGGUCUGAGUGCUCGGUGACCUGUGGGAACGGGACCCAGAGCCGCCCUGUCCACUGCAGCAACAGCACGGGGACCGCCUGUGACCCUGCCCAGCGACCCAGCCCGCACAGGGGCUGCUCCCUGCCACAGUGCCACAAGGAAUGGGACAGUGCCAACGCAGACUGGUCUGGCAGCGGCUCCUCCAGCAGGGAGAUAUUUAACGAAAUCCAUUACGUCCCCAGCAGCCGCAUUCCUAAAUUUAACCCCUUAAUCCCAAGCAUCCCCGAGUCCAACGAUGUCAAUGUGAUCACCGAGGAGGACUUCUCAGCCAGGAAAGGAAAUAUCUUUGUUGACGAUUUUUACUACGAUUACAACUUCAUCAACUUCCAUGAGGAUCUGUCUUACUAUCCCUUCACGGAGAAGGAGAGCAAAGGCGAGGAGCCAAAGCCCGAGCAGGGCACUGAGGGCACGGAGGGGCCCUGGGAGCUGCCCACCGAGGGGCUGCUCACCCCCGAGCUGGGAGGAGAGAGCCAGGAGCCCCCCGGCACCGAGGAGAACGCUCCUGUGCAUGAGCGAGAGACACAGCCCGGCCACUCAGCCACCAGGGACAGCCUGAGCGUGCUCCCCGAGGAUGUGGGACCAGCCACCCCCAGAUACAGCACCCCCGGCUUUCUGGGCCAGGAGGAGGAGGAGGAGGAGGAGGAGGAUGCGGUGCUCGUGCCCCGUUCUGAGCACCACCCGCCCACCCAGAGCUCUGCAAGCCACGGCCACCCACCCUGGGAUGAGCCCCACGGGGCUGUGCCCACCCGGAGCAGCCUUGGGCGGGAUGGUCCCCGGGGUCCCCAGGCAGCGGGUCCGGAGGUGUCCCCUGGGCCAGGAGCUCCGGGCAGCACACAGGGACGUGGCCCAGCCAGGGCUGCAGGGAGCGGCCACCGGGACCCCGGGGAAAGGGGUCUGGCCACCAGCAGCGACAGCAGCGGUGCAGCCCCGCAGGCCACGGAGCGGCACGGCUGGGCAGGAGUGCCCGGGGGGAUGCUGGACACGCAGUCCCCUGGGAUGCGGAGGGCAGAUCCUGCCUCGCCCACACCGCUGGGCUGGGGGCUGGCAGGGAGUGCUGGCAGCCCCCACCCUGCCGUGAGUCCCCCUCCUGCGGGUGCUGCUGGGGCUCCCGUGGGACACCAGCCAGGGCUGCACGCCCCCACAGCCCCCACCUCAGUGCCCUCGGUGGCCACAACAGCCCCUCCAGUGCCCUUGUCCCCUGCCACACCCGAGCCACCCACCCAGCUCAGCUCCAGCGGCCUCACCCAGCAGGAUGCUCUGGUGCCAGCCCUGCCCACAGCCCCAGCUCGUGGCCCGCCUGCCCACGCAGCAGGGUCACCCCUGGAAUGGGGGACACAGGGGGUGUCCCAGCACCUGGACCCGCCCCACACCGAGCUGACCUCCCAUGGGACCCUGCUCAGCGUCACUGCUGGGGCACCCUCACCAUGGACACCCCCAGGGACAUCACCAGGGGACCCCUCACCAUGGACACCCCCAGGGACAUCACCGAGGGACCCCUCACCAUGGACAUCACCAGGGGACCCCUCACCAUGGACAUCACCAGGGGACCCCUCACCAUGGACAUCACCAGGGGACCCCUCACCAUGGACAUCACCAGGGACAUCUGCCUCUGGUGAUGGGGGACACGAAUUGUCCCAGGCCACCCCUUGGCCCCCCCUGCUGUGGGAGAAGAGGCUGGAGGAGGAGGAGGAGGCUCUGCUUCCACUGUCAGCCACCGCAGCAGCCACUGCCAAGCCCAGCUGGGAGGUCGGGAACUGGAGUGAGUGCUCGGCCACGUGCGGUGUGGGCGCGGUGUGGAGGCCGGUGCGCUGCAGCAGCGGUGCCGAGAGCGGCUGUGCCGCGGCCGACAGACCCGUUCCUGCCCGGAGGUGCUCCCUGAGACCCUGCUCGGCCUGGCGUGUGGGCAACUGGAGCAAGUGCUCCAGGAGCUGCGGCGGGGGCACCAAGGUGCGGGAUGUUCACUGCAUCGACACCCGGGACCGGCGGCUGCUGCGGCCCUUCCACUGCCGGGCCGCGCUGCCGCAGCCGCCGGCACAGCUGCCGUGCCGGAGCGCGCCGUGCCUGGCCUGGUACACGUCCUCCUGGAGAGAGUGCUCGGAGCCCUGCGGUGGCGGGGAGCAGGCGCGCCUGGUGACGUGCCCGGAGCCGGGGCGCUGCGAGGAGACAUCGAGACCCAACAGCAUCCGGCCCUGCAACAGCCAGCCCUGCACCACCUGGCUGGUGGGCUCCUGGGGACAGUGCUCGGCUCCGUGCGGAGGGGGCAUCCAGCGGCGCCAGGUGAAGUGCAUCGACACCAGGACGGGGGUGGCCGAGGAGGACAGCAGCCUGUGUGACCACGAGCCCUGGCCAGAGAGCACCCAGAAGUGCAACCCCCAGGACUGUGACGGCUCCGAGCCGGGUGCGCCCUGCGAGCGCGACCGCCUGAGCUUCGCCUUCUGCCGGACCCUGCGGCUGCUGGGCCGGUGCCAGCUGCCCACCGUGCGCGCCCAGUGCUGCCACAGCUGCCACCAGCACGGGCUGCUGGCACCCGGCCGCGGUCACCAGCGGCUCUCCCGGAGGUGA